UUUCGAAAACAUUUUGAUUUCACUUCCAACUUAGAAAAAAACACAAGUCUUUAGUCAAACAAAAACACCCUUCGGAAAAGGCAUGCAACCGGAGAAUUUCGAGCUCUACCGGUUCCUCGCUCAGAACGGCGUCGUCGGAGGGUUUCCGACCAGUUCGGGUUUUCCAGCCACCAUGCAAAGCUUCUCUAGUUCCUCCACGUACUACCCAUUGGAGAUGUCCGGCGUUACGAGCGAAACGACGCCGCAGGAUAAAGCUCUCGCCGCCUUGAAGAACCAUAAGGAGGCUGAGAAAAGGCGAAGGGAGAGGAUUAAUUCUCAUCUCAACAGGCUCAGAACUCUUCUUCCUUGUAAUUCUAAGACAGACAAGGCUUCACUUCUAGCAAAGGUGGUCCAACGAGUGAAGGAACUAAAAGAACAAGCUCUCGAGACGACGGAGCUCGAUAAUUUACCGUCCGAGACCGACGAGAUCACCGUGCUCUCGUCUGAUUAUUCCGACGACGGGAGGUUGAUCUUCAAGGCCUCGUUUUGUUGCGAGGAUCGAUCCGAUCUCCUUCCGGAACUAAUCGACAUCUUGAAUUCCCUCCACUUGAAGACCCUUAAGGCCGAGAUGGCGACGCUCGGGGGACGUAUACGCAACGUCCUGAUCGUCGCCGCUGACAAGGAUUACAGCAUCGAAUCGGUCCAAUUCUUGCAAAACGCGUUGAAGUCUUUGCUCGAGCGUUCGAAUACGAGCAAUAGGUCGAAAAGGAGACGAGUGUUGGACCAUAAAAUGAUGUUGUAGUGGCCUUAUAUAUUUGUCCAUGGCCAUUGUUUAAAAAUCUCAUCUUCAACCUUUUGCCCUUUUAGAGUGAGCUUAUCUUUGUGUUUAGGGUUUUACAUGCAUCUUGAUUGUACGGUGAGUUUAGGAUUUAUCUUUGUGU
Molecule: messenger RNA, 920 nt
Organism: Hibiscus syriacus
Lineage: Eukaryota; Viridiplantae; Streptophyta; Magnoliopsida; Malvales; Malvaceae
Product: transcription factor bHLH106-like
Exons: 2
Coding region: 83-781 (232 amino acids)
Biological process (GO): regulation of DNA-templated transcription
Molecular function (GO): protein dimerization activity; DNA-binding transcription factor activity
Source: RefSeq, a predicted model, not a curated record